Acaromyces ingoldii is the source of this 1230-nucleotide messenger RNA. RefSeq lists its product as hypothetical. Lineage: Eukaryota; Fungi; Basidiomycota; Exobasidiomycetes; Exobasidiales; Cryptobasidiaceae. Gene Ontology annotation, cellular component: mediator complex; core mediator complex. Gene Ontology annotation, molecular function: transcription coregulator activity. The coding region runs from base 23 to 1126 and encodes 367 amino acids. Gene Ontology annotation, biological process: regulation of transcription by RNA polymerase II. The record is from RefSeq and is a predicted model, not a curated record. The transcript is spliced from 2 exons.
UUCAUCGUGACUGAGAGCAAGGAUGGCCCGGGUGGACACGGCUGCGGCCUCGUCUUCAUCGUCGUCGCUGUCACUCAAGCGACCCAGCAUGGGCACCCAGCUGGGCUCGCUUCUGUCGCUCUACCAGUCCCUGGCGACGCUCCUGUUCGCACUUCUCGAGCAGCGCGCCUCGACUCGCGCCGGUGGUGGCUCCUCGUCGACGACGAUGGGAGGCGCCGCUCUACAUGCGCCUUCGCUCGACACGAUCCCCACAACGUUCCACGCUGAGCUGGCGCACCUUGAUCUCUUUCGCGGAGCGGCGACGGCAGCGAGCCAGAGCACAAGCAUCGCCGAUCCAGCCAGCGUCGUGCAGGCGAUCCGCGCCGUCGAUGCGCUCCUGGCGCGCCUGCUCGCGCUCGCGCGGCGCCAUGCCACGAACCAAGCACGCAUCGAGCGCCUCGUCGAAGAGUGCCGCGCAGCCGAUGGUGCACUCUCGGGCCGGAUCCGACGACUGGCACGCAUCAGGGACCGGUGCGAGCGCCUCGUCGGCGUCGGCCGCGAGGAAGUGGCCGUCAUGGAGCGCGCCGAGAAGAAGCCGCUGGACUACAGGGAUGUGCUGGCGUAUGCGGGACGGCUCUCGCAGACGACGACGGCCCCCGCUGGCUUCACGCUGCCGACGCACGCCGACGACGACGAUGACGACGACGACCAGAAAGGAGGGGACGCAGGCGGCGGCGAAGACGGACAACAAGGCGAAGGGAAGAACAAGAAGAAGAAGAAGAAGCCAAUCUACGCUACCGAGGACGUCGAUGGGGCUCAGCCGCCGCAAUUUAGGGGCCAGGACCUCGUGCCGCCCGAGCUGCUGGACAAGCUGCCGUUCCCGAGCGUGAGCGCCAUGCGAAAGGGCGUCGUCGAGAUGCCGUUUCCGACGUGGGAGGCCUUCAGACAGGCGCAGCUCGAGGAGGAGGCCGGUCCGAUGCUGCAGCAGGGUCAGAUCGCAGGCGCGGCUCCCCAGCAGCAGCAGCAUCAUCCACAGGCGCAGACCCAGAGGCAGGUGCAGCCACCGCCGCCGGCUUCGAUGCCCGCUCAGCAGCGCAAGCCUCCAGCCGAGGAAGACGACGACGGCUUCGGUCUCGAUUUGAGCUGAGCAUUUCCGUCUCUCUGUACAAUAGCCCAAUCUUCAAGCCCGUCUCUUCAUCGCAAUCGCACGUUCAGUACCAUGUCCAUUCUCGUAUUAAUGCAUCUCUCAAC